GAGUUAACCUACAUAAAGCCUUGGAACAGUACCUGGCACACUGUAAGCAUCAUGUAAGUGUUGGAUGUUUUAAUUUUAAAGAAUCAAGUAUCUCAGGGCCAAGGUGAAUAGAGGUAAAUCAUUACUGAUCUUAAUCUUUCUUUCUGAUAAUAUUAAGAUAUUAAAGGCUUAGUACCACAUUUAAUUGAAUUUUUCCUUUUCUUCAACAGGAAUUAACUGAGUAACUCUACAAGGACUAUGCUAUUGGGGAGAAUGACCCAGAGAUUGCCCUCAAAGAAUUUGCGGUGUAAAGUGGAGAUAAGAUAUACAUAAAUAUCUGUGCACAGAUGAUUGUGCUAUUACAAGAAUAAAUAUCUUCCUUCAAUAGAUGAUAAUGAAAAUACAGAAAAAAGAGAAGCAGUUGUCAAAUUUUAAAGUUCUGAGUCACUCCCCAAUGUCUGAUGCCUCUAUCGGUUUUGACUACAAAUCCCCCUCCCCGUUUGACCGCAGCACCGAUCAGGAAGAGAAAAUCGAUGAUGUUGCGAGUCACUGUCUGCCCCAGAAGGACCUGUUUGCUGCUGAAGAGGAAGCAGAGACCCUUUUUCCUCGGAAAAUGACAUCCCAUAGUGGGCUGGAGGACAGCGGAGGAGGUGGCACUGGAGUGAAGAAGAAACGGAAGAAAAAGGAUCUGGGAGAGCAAGAGGGGGCAGCAAAGGGAAGCAAGGACAGGGAGCCCAAGCCAAAGAGGAAGCGUGAACCUAGAGAGCCAAAGGAGCCCAGGAAGGCCAAGGAGCCCAGGAAGGCCAAGGAGCCCAAGGAGCCCAAGCAGAGGGACGGAGCAAAGAAAGUGCGGAAGCCCCGGGAGGCCUCAGGCACCAAGGAGGCCAAAGAGAGGAGGAGCGGGGCUGACGCAGCAGCCAGGACGAAGUCCAGGAAGGCCAGCAAGGAGCAAGGACCAACCCCAGUGGAGAAAAAGAAGAAAGGAAAGAGGAAAAGUGAAGCCACAGUGGAGAGUUCAGAGCUGGAUCAGGGUGGGCUGAACCCUUCCCUGCGGAGCCCUGAGGAAUCCACCGAGUCUGCAGACAGCCAGAAACGACGCUCAGGACGACAAGUGAAACGCAGAAAAUACAACGAGGACCUGGACUUCAAAGUGGUGGAUGAUGAUGGGGAAACAAUCGCUGUUCUUGGAGCCGGCCGGACAUCCGCCCUCUCGGCCUCUACCCUGGCUUGGCAGGCAGAGGAGCCUCCAGAAGAUGACGCUAACAUCAUCGAGAAGAUCCUGGCAUCCAAGACUGUCCAAGAGGUUCAGCCAGGAGAGCCCCCAUUCGACUUGGAGCUCUUCUACGUUAAGUAUAGAAAUUUUUCCUACUUACACUGUAAAUGGGCCACAAUGGAAGAGCUUGAAAAGGAUCCUCGCAUUGCACAGAAGAUCAAGCGAUUUAGGAAUAAACAAGCCCAAAUGAAGCACAUUUUUACUGAGCCUGAUGAAGACUUGUUCAACCCAGACUAUGUAGAAGUCGAUCGCAUCUUGGAGGUGGCCCACACCAAGGAUGCAGAAACUGGAGAGGAAGUGACACAUUACCUGGUGAAGUGGUGCUCACUGCCUUACGAAGAGAGCACAUGGGAGCUCGAGGAAGAUGUGGAUCCUGCAAAAGUAAAAGAAUUUGAAUCUCUCCAAGUUCUCCCUGAAAUUAAGCACAUGGAGCGGCCUGCCUCAGACUCUUGGCAGAAACUCGAGAAGUCUCGAGAGUACAAGAACAGUAAUCAGCUCCGGGAGUACCAGCUGGAGGGAAUGAACUGGCUUCUUUUUAACUGGUAUAACAGAAAAAACUGUAUUCUGGCUGAUGAGAUGGGCCUGGGGAAAACCAUCCAGUCCAUCACAUUCCUUUCAGAAAUCUUCCUCAGGGGACUCCACGGCCCUUUCCUCAUCAUCGCCCCGCUGUCCACCAUCACUAACUGGGAGCGGGAGUUCCGGACUUGGACAGAGAUGAACGCCAUUGUCUACCACGGCAGCCAGAUCAGCAGGCAGAUGAUCCAGCAGUAUGAAAUGGUGUACAGAGAUGCACAGGGAAAUCCCCUUUCAGGCGUCUUCAAGUUCCACGUGGUCAUCACCACAUUUGAGAUGAUCCUGGCAGACUGCCCAGAGCUGAAGAAGAUUCACUGGAGCUGUGUGAUCAUCGAUGAAGCCCACAGAUUGAAGAACAGGAACUGCAAACUUCUGGAGGGACUAAAGCUCAUGGCCCUGGAACACAAAGUACUUCUCACAGGGACGCCCUUGCAGAACUCUGUGGAGGAGCUCUUCAGUUUGCUGAAUUUCCUGGAGCCAUCACAGUUUCCUUCAGAGACUGCUUUUUUGGAGGAGUUUGGAGAUCUGAAAACAGAAGAACAGGUAAAGAAACUGCAGUCUAUCCUAAAACCAAUGAUGCUUCGGCGGCUGAAAGAUGAUGUGGAAAAAAACCUUGCUCCCAAACAAGAGACGAUCAUUGAAGUAGAGUUGACCAAUAUCCAGAAAAAGUACUACCGUGCCAUCUUAGAGAAGAACUUUUCCUUCUUGACCAAGGGUGCAAACCAACACAACAUGCCAAAUCUCAUCAACACUAUGAUGGAGCUGAGAAAGUGCUGUAACCAUCCUUACCUGAUCAACGGGGCAGAGGAGAAAAUUCUGGAGGAUUUUCGAAAAACUCACAGCCCUGAAGCCCCCGACUUUCAGCUGCAGGCCAUGAUUCAGGCAGCAGGGAAGCUGGUGCUGAUUGAUAAACUGCUCCCUAAGCUGAUUGCAGGUGGCCACAAAGUACUCAUCUUCUCCCAGAUGGUGCGCUGUCUGGAUAUCCUAGAAGAUUACCUCAUCCAAAGAAGAUACACCUAUGAGCGAAUUGAUGGGCGAGUACGGGGAAACCUGCGCCAGGCAGCCAUCGACCGGUUCUGUAAGCCAGACUCAGACCGCUUUGUCUUUCUUCUGUGCACCAGAGCAGGAGGCCUGGGGAUCAAUCUCACAGCUGCCGAUACCUGCAUCAUAUUUGAUUCAGACUGGAACCCACAAAAUGACUUGCAGGCUCAGGCCCGAUGCCACCGGAUAGGCCAGAGUAAAGCCGUGAAGGUGUAUCGCCUCAUUACUCGGAACUCCUACGAGCGGGAGAUGUUUGACAAGGCCAGCCUGAAGCUGGGUCUGGACAAGGCUGUUCUUCAGGACAUCAACCGAAAGGGCGGCACCAAUGGAGUACAGCAGCUUUCAAAAAUGGAGGUAGAAGACCUGCUCCGGAAAGGUGCUUAUGGAGCCUUAAUGGACGAGGAAGACGAGGGCUCCAAGUUCUGUGAAGAAGACAUAGAUCAGAUUCUUCAGAGGAGAACACACACCAUUACCAUCCAGUGUGAAGGGCAAGGAUCCACUUUUGCCAAGGCUAGCUUUGUGGCUUCAGGAAACAGAACAGAUAUUUCCUUAGAUGACCCAAACUUCUGGCAGAAGUGGGCUAAAAUAGCUGAACUGGAUACUGAAGCAAAGAAUGAAAAGGAAAGCUUAGUGCUCGACCGGCCUCGUGUGAGAAAGCAGACCAAACACUACAACUCCUUUGAGGAGGAUGAGCUCAUGGAGUUCUCCGAGCUAGACAGUGACUCUGACGACAGGCCCACGAGGUCCAGGCGCCUCAAUGACAAAACCAGGCGCUACCUCCGAGCUGAAUGCUUCCGGGUAGAGAAGAACCUGCUCAUCUUUGGCUGGGGCCGGUGGAAAGACAUCCUGACUCAUGGGCGAUUCAAGUGGCAUCUGAAUGAGAAGGACAUGGAGAUGAUUUGCCGCGCCCUGCUGGUGUACUGUGUCAAGCAUUACAAGGGGGAUGAGAAGAUCAAGAGUUUCAUCUGGGAACUGAUCACACCUACCAAAGAUGGGCAGGCCCAGACCCUCCAGAACCACUCAGGGUUGUCUGCUCCAGUUCCCAGAGGGAGAAAGGGGAAGAAGACAAAGAACCAGCUGCUGCUCCCAGAGUUAAAGAAUGCAGACUGGCUGGCCACCUGCAACCCCGAGGUGGUCUUGCAUGACGACGGCUACAAGAAGCACCUCAAACAGCACUGUAACAAGGUACUUCUGCGCGUCCGGAUGCUGUACUACCUAAAAGCUGAAAUACUGGGAGAAGCAGCUGACAAAGCAUUUGAAGGAACUCCCUCCAGGGAGCUGGAAGUGCCUCUGCCCGACAUCGACUACGUGGAAAUCCCAGUGGAGUGGUGGGAUGCUGAGGCUGAUAAGUCCCUUCUAAUUGGUGUGUUCAAACACGGGUAUGAGAGGUACAAUGCCAUGCGAGCAGACCCUGCACUUUGCUUCCUGGAGAAAGUUGGAAUGCCAGAUGAGAAGUCCCUUUCUGCAGAACAGGGUGUUGCAGAUGGGACCUCAGACAUACCUGAAAGAAGUAACGUGGAGAAAGAAGAUAAUACUGAAGACAAAUUAGAUGGCCUUCAGAAACAAACGGAAAGUUCCGGUGAUGGAGGUGAUGGCAUUUUUGGCGAAAAGAAAGAUGACAGCCGGGCAGCCCAGGAUGGCUCCGACCCAGACAGAGCGCCCUGGCCAGUUCCGUCUGCUCUCACAGCUCGGCUUAGACGACUGGUCACCAUUUACCAGCGCUGCAACCGCAAGGAACUCUGCCGGCCUGAAGUUCUGGGGCCAGGUAACCAAGGAUACUGGGUCCAGGAAGAGAUGUUCAGGAGGACCUCAGAAAUGGAGCUCAUCAACAAGGAAGCCCAGAAGAGGUGGACUAGGAGAGAACAAGCCGACUUCUACAGAACCGUGUCUUCCUUUGGUGUUGUUUAUGAUGAAGAAAAGAAAACUUUCGACUGGACGCAGUUCCGCCUCAUCUCCCGUUUGGACAAGAAGUCGGAUGAGAGCCUGGGGCACUACUUCCACAGUUUUGUGGCCAUGUGCCGGAACGUCUGUCGUCUGCCCACGUGGAAAGAUGGUGGUCCCCCAGAUCCCACCAUCUACGUUGAACCCAUCACUGAGGAACGGGCUGCAAGAACUCUGUACCGCAUUGAACUGUUAAGGAAGGUCCGAGAGCAAGUGCUUAAGUGUCCUCAGCUGCAUGAACGCCUGCAGCUCUGCAGGCCCAGCCUCUACCUCCCAGUCUGGUGGGAGUGUGGGAAGCAUGAUCGAGACCUGCUCAUCGGCACCGCCAAGCAUGGGCUGAACCGCACUGAUUACUACAUCAUGACCGAUCCCCAGCUGUCCUUCUUGGAUGCCUAUAGAAACUAUGCCCAGCAUAAAAGAGCUGACACCCAGGCACCAGAAAGUCUCUGUUGCCUUUACCAGACCAACUCCAAACUGUAUGAAUCGCUUAGAUAUACUCAAAUGAGGAGAACUUCAGAGUCCCUUGAAAACGAAUCUGAGAAUCUAGUGAAACCAGAAGGUAGAGAUGAUCAUCUCAGCCCUCCUGGGGGCAGCUUAUCUGAUGUGACUUGUGAAAACUUCAUUGCUAAAGUUCAGGAUGUCAUUUCCGUCACUCACGACGGAAGUCUGGUGCCUGAGUCUUUGGAGAGCAUGAUGUGUGGCAGGAAGGUACCCAGCCGAGAGCCAGGCCCUUUUCAGCAGAGCCCAAGUACCAACACAGAACCCAGGAGAGAUGCUGGUGCCCACUUAGCAAGCAGAGAUAGGGGCUGCCAGCCUGGAGGCCUGGAGGCAGAAAUAGCUUCAGACCCCUCUUUCAUGCGUAGUUUAGAAGCAGGGGUAGCUCAAAUGAACAUUAGAAAUGGAAAACAUCUGCUGAUGUCUCUCUCAAAGGAAGGGGAGCUCUGCCGCAGUGAGGCGGGGCAGAUACCUGAAAGCAUUGGGCAGCUAGAAGCCAAAUGUUUAGCCUCCCCUUCCUUGGAUCAAGGAAACGAAAGUGGGUUUGUAGAUAUGUGCAAUCUUAGUAUCUGUGACUCCAAAAGAAACCUGUCAUCAGAUCAGCAAUUAAUCGAUUUAUUAGAAAACAAUAGUUUUGAAAGUAAAUUGAUUCUGAGUCAGAACCACAGUGAUGAAGAUGAGGAAGAGGAGGAAAAUGAGGAGGAAAACUUAGACUUGGCAGCAGGCAUGAGGGAUAGGCCAGGGGUUUUGCAUCUAACCGAGCCCACUGCUAAUAUCCCAAGGGAGAAGAGCCGAGGCUCCCAUCUAGGUGCAGCUGAGAAAGGAAGCCUGGGGGCUGUGAGCCAGAACCCUGGGCUGCAGGGGACUUUUCCUGAAGCAGCCUGUCAGUGUCACUGCAAACACAUGGGGAGGUGGAUGCACAGCCUUGAAAAUGAGGAACUCGAAGUGGAGAGACCCAAGGGUGGUUACCCAGACCUGUAUGAAAGCAGAACUAAUAAUAUCACAGUGGAGGCCGAGCCCACUGCUCUUCCACUGGAGCCGUUUCAAGUGAAGCAUGAACUUCUGCAAGAAACUUGGAAAGAAAGUGCAGAGGGGAAAAAAGGUUUCCCCGCCUAUCCCGAAGGAAGUGAGCCCAAGUCAGAAGACACGGAUUUUGAGAGUAAAGAUGAUUAUGAUAGAGAUGGAAACUGCCGUAGUCAAGAUUAUCCAGGGAAAUACUCUGAAGAGGAGAGCAAGAGCUCGACCUCGGGCAUUGCAGGGGACAUAGGGGAUGAUCUCCAGGAGACCCGGGCUCCCACCAUUGCUCAGCUGCUCCAGGAGAAAACCCUCUAUUCCUUCUCCGAGUGGCCAAAGGAUCGAGUGAUAAUCAACCGCCUAGAUAGUAUCUGCCACGUGGUGUUAAAGGGGAAGUGGCCCUCCGGCCAGCAGUAUGAGGCCUCGGGCCCGCUGCCCACCCCCGUGUUAACCAGCAGGGCCGGUCCUCGAAGCAGCUUUGCGGAGCCGGAAGCAGCAGAACACAGCUUCAGCAACGGUGCCGCACUGGUGGCCCAGAUCCAGAAGGAGAGCUUCCUGGCUCCAGUAUUCACAAAGGAUGAUCAAAAGCACAGACGUCCUUUCGAGUUUGAGGUGGAGAGGGAUACAAAGGCUCGGAGCCUGGAACAGUUCUCUGCCACCCAUGGGCAUCCCCCCGUCGUCCUCAAUGGCUGGCAUGGGGAGUCAGCCAUAGACCUCUCCUGCACAUCAGAGGGGUCCCCAGGAGCUACACCACCCUUCCCAGUGAGUGCUAGCACCCCUAAGAUUGGGGCUAUCGGUUCACUUCAAGGAGCCCUUGGCAUGGACUUGUCUGGGAUUCUGCAAGCUGGCCUGAUCCAUCCAGUGACUGGACAGAUCGUCAAUGGGAGCCUUAGAAGAGAUGACACUGCCACAAGGAGGCGGAGAGGGAGGCGGAAACAUGUGGAAGGCGGGAUGGACCUCAUCUUUUUGAAGGAGCAAACACUUCAGGCAGGAAUCUUGGAAGUUCAUGAAGACCCAGGGCAGGCUCCCCUGAGCACCCCACACCCUGAAGGGCCAGUGCCUGCCUCUUCUGCCCCCGAGCCGACCCCUGCAGUCGGCGGCCAGGCCGAGAAAGCCAUUUCCAGCAAGAGUCUGCUCGACUGGCUGCGGCAGCAGGCUGACUGCUCCUUAGACGUUCCUGGCUUUGGAGCAAAUUUUUCAGACAAACCCAAGCAGAGGAGGCCACGCUGUAAGGAACCUGGAAAGUUAGACAUCAACUCCCUGAGUGGGGAAGAGAGGGUUCCUGCAGUAACCAAGGAUCCCGGACUGAGGGGGUUCCUCCCAGAAAACAAGUUCAAUCACACCCUGCCUGAGCCUGUUCUUCGAGAUGCAGGCCCCCGCCGGAGGGGGAGGCGGCCUCGGAGCGAGCUCCUAAAGGCUCCCGCCAUCGUGGCAGACUCUCCCUCAGGAAUGGGGCCACUGUUCAUGAACGGACUGGUUGCUGGGAUGGACCUGGUAGGACUUCAGAACAUGAGAAAUGUGCCGGGCAUCCCCCUCACAGGCCUGGUGGGGUUCCCGGCCGGCUUUGCCACGAUGCCCACGGGCGAGGAGGUGAAAAGCACCUUGAGCAUGCUGCCCAUGCUCCUGCCGGGGAUGGCCGCCGUGCCCCAGAUGUUUGGUGUCGGGGGGCUGCUCAGUGCACCCAUGGCCACUGGCUGCACUUCGACUGCCCCAUCGCCUCUGUCAAGCACAACAAAAAGCGGUGCGUCAGCGACCGAAAAGGCUGCAGAAGACAAGUCAAGUAGCCACGAUGUGAACACGGACACGUUAACCCAAGACAGGCCUGGUCCGGGUCCAUUUUCGGACCGGUCUGAACCUGCAGUAACUACGAGUAGUCCUGUGGCUUUUAACCCCUUUCUCAUCCCAGGAGUGUCUCCUGGACUCAUUUACCCGUCCAUGUUUCUCUCCCCUGGCAUGGGCAUGGCUCUGCCAGCUGUGCAGCAGGCCAGACACUCUGAAGUCACAGGUCUAGAGAGCCAGAAGAGGAAGAAGAAGAAAACGAAAGGGGACAAUCCAAAUCCCGCCCCCGAGCCUGCUCCCGGGGCCGGAAGGGGGCCAGGCAGUGAGCAGGGCCGCCCUGAAUCCAGGGCGCCUGGGCCCCCAGACAGAGAACGUGCUACCCAGGCCAGGGAAGGGGGCCUCAAAGACUCUACCAGUGACACCAAUUAGAACUUUUUCAUUUAAGAAAUGAUUGUGACUUGUAAGUUUCUUAUCCCAUAAAGGUUUGUUACUUCCCUCACUUCACCUUCAUUAAGAACCUGUUUCCAUAAGUGAUAUCACCUGCCUAAUUUCCUGUCUGGGAACCAUGGGCAUCAGAUGUUCGUGGUGGCAGGGUCUUGCCACUUCAUUAGGUAAGUGUCGUUGACCUAGUGUAGGAGGCACAGAACUGAAUUCCCAUUCUGUUACCCAGUCCAUUCCAGCAGUUGUAGUUAAUACAGUACUUGGUGACAUGCCCUACUCCCUUCUCCUCCAAGUUUCCCACUUACUUGAGGAGGAAAAGUGGCAAAAGAAAGCUGUCUAGGGGUUUACCAUUGAAGGGCUGAAGAGCGGAGACAAAGAGUGACCCUUUUUUCCAUGAGCUGUGUAGAAUGGGAAGAAUGUACUGGGGGAACCAAAAGCACAGAGAAAGGAAGUGCCGGUGCGUAUCUUUUAGUUAACACAUUUCCCUAUUUUAUCAUGAUUACUAAGUGAGUAGCAUAGACAGAAGUAUAUAACUGAUGGUUGAAAAUGCAUAUAUUAAUUUCUUUAUAAAACACAAACCUUACUGGUAGGAACAUGACCUCCCCCUUCAUGGUUUUGCAGAUGCCUGCAGCAAAAAGAAACACCCAUAUGUAUUCUCCCACUCCCGAGUUAAAAGAGUGUUCUCAGUAUGAGAAAGCUCUACACACCUUGAGUCGCUGCCAGCGGCCAGGGUGGGCGAGGCGCUCGCCCUCGUGGCCUGCACGCCGCACACAAGCACACGACUGACACUCCCGCCCACCUCCCUCUCUUCAUGGGUUUCCAGUGUGUGCUUUUCCUCACCAAGAAUAGGGCUCUUUGUGGAGCUUGUGAGAAAAAUCACUCAGUAGUCAGUUAUUUGAGGUUGUCAAAACACGCGUACCACCAUUCAUAAUACGACUGUGAAAGGUUUUUUUCUUCUCUCCAUUUUUUCUCUGUUCAGCUUAUGUUUUACAGUUGGACCCAGAUUCUACACCAUCAUGUUAGUUUGAAAUGGUUGCACAUUAUCGUUUUCCUCCUCUGCAGCUUUCCAAGCUGGGAAGAACCUGCCUGAGCAGCCCGGACCCCAUUUUCUUUGUCCUUUGCACUCGUGUUCCAUCCUUUCCAGUGGUCUUGUUCUUUACCGACAGUUCACACUCACACUUGAAGUAAGCUCAUGGUUCAGGACGCUGCGGGCAGAGGGCUGUGCAGGACCGUUGGAAAUGUCAGAAGUGUUCAAGUACCAGUUUCACUUUUUGUCGUCACAAUUUACUGUAUUUUUUACUUUUUCUGUUACAGUUUUGCUAAUUUAUCAAAAGGUCCAAAAGUUUGACAUAACUAUUUCAGUUUGCAUUAUUUAUUUAUGAUGCUUUUGUCAUUGUCUUUUAUACAUUCGGGAUUAUAAAUUAUGUAAAUGUUAAAAUGAGCAUCUCAAAGAAGUCUGUUAAAAGUCGUGACCGGAGAAAUCAAUCCAGAUGUAUUUUCGAAAAGUGGAGUCCCAGUUGUAUGAAUUAAAAGAUAUAAAUCAGAAAUUCUAUAACUGAUCAUACCAGAAGAAUCCAGUAGUUGAACGAAUCUUAUUUAAGGACAUCUUUGUAGCAUAGAUGGUCUAUAAUGCUGACAACAGAUUUCUUAGAAAUGCUGCUCUCUAUUUAACUAACAUUUUGUUCAGUUUUGCCUCCAGUGGAAGCAGAAAGGGUUUUUUCAGCUGUUAAAUCCUAAAAAUCAAUAUAAUUUAUUUAUGUAAAAAAAAAAAUCACUCAAUCGAUAUAUUUUUGAACCUUUUAAGUACUAAUUUUCUUUUUAUCAAGUAGAAAAAAAAUGUAUUUGCCCUAAAUCCUUAAAAUACAAAUGCUAUAAAAGUU
Manis pentadactyla (Chinese pangolin) is the source of this 10416-nucleotide messenger RNA. RefSeq names its product chromodomain helicase DNA binding protein 6 (gene CHD6). The transcript has 37 exons. The coding region runs from base 368 to 8524 and encodes 2718 amino acids. Lineage: Eukaryota; Metazoa; Chordata; Mammalia; Pholidota; Manidae. Gene Ontology annotation, molecular function: ATP-dependent chromatin remodeler activity; protein binding; ATP binding. The record is from RefSeq and is a predicted model, not a curated record.